Molecule: messenger RNA, 1596 nt
Organism: Salvelinus fontinalis (brook trout)
Lineage: Eukaryota; Metazoa; Chordata; Actinopteri; Salmoniformes; Salmonidae
Product: adenosine 5'-monophosphoramidase HINT3-like
Exons: 5
Coding region: 240-737 (165 amino acids)
Molecular function (GO): catalytic activity
Source: RefSeq, a predicted model, not a curated record
UUCGUUGAUUAUAGGUCACAGUCUCACCGACAAUAUGAUUUCCACUUAUUACCACAGCCACAACGUUAAAUUGGCUAGGCAUAAGGUUAGCAGUGUGGUUAAGGUUAGAGAUAAGGUUAGCAGUGUGGUUAAGGUUAGAUAUAAGGUUAGGUUUAAAAUCGCAUUUUAAGAAAAUAAAUUGUAGAAAUAGGCGGGGUUUAUGACUUUGUGGCUGUGGCAACUAGUGACGACCAAUAAAUAUGGCAACCAACGAGGGUUCUGAACGUGCAAAUGUAGAUAUUUCUAAAAUAAAAGUAGGUCAGGGCGAAGGAUACGACAAGAAAUGCAUAUUCUGCAAGGUUGUCAACAAUGAGAUGGGCACGGAGAUUCUUCAUGUUGACGAGGAGGUCUCUUGCUUCAGGGACAUCAAGCCUGGAGCUCCCCAUCAUUACCUGGUUGUGCCCACGAGACAUGUUGGAAACUGUAAAUCCCUCAGUAAAGAGCAUGUGUCAUUAGAGAAGAUGGUGGAGAUAGGGAUGGAGAUCCUUCAGAAGAACAAUGUCUUAGACCUCAGUGAUGUUAGGUUUGGCUUCCACUGGCCCCCAUUCUGUUCUGUUUCUCACCUGCACCUCCAUGUGUUGGCACCUGCCAGUCAGAUGGGCUUAAUGUCCCGCCUCUUCUACAGACCCAACUCUUAUUGGUUUGUCACGGCUGACCAGUUGAUUCAGCAGCUGAACUCUAAGGGAGAGACCACCUGAGCGGUGGGUUGCAGUCUGGGCUGGUUCAGUGAGAAACGGGGUUACCUUACUAGUAGUGGUGGGCAGGUCAGGACUGGUCUGGUCUCCCUCCGUGGUUCUCUGUGAGUGUACUGUACUCCCCAGCAGGUUACAGUGAGACUAGUGAUGAGGUUUUUAAUUCUAGUAUCAAGCUGAACAGCCAAAUCAGAAAUUAAGCCAAAUAUUUUUUCCUUACCUACUGUAAGUCUCAUUGCAGGAUACCUUUGAUAAAGAUGAGUAAUACAUGUGCAUUGUGCCUCUGGCUGGCAUCCCAAAUGGCACCUUUUCCUAUAGGGCUCAAAAGUAGUGUAAUGAAUAGGGCGCCAUUUGCGAUGCAGUCGCUGUCAACAGUAUCCCGUAUUAUGAGGUAUAAUAACUGAAAGCAGAGAAAUAUAAUGAGAAGUAUGAGCUCUUUUAGGACUCAGUCAAGUGGUCAGAAAAGCAACUGUUUUGCAUGAAUGGUAAUCAAUCAUAUACGAUCAAAGGGUAAAAUGGAAGAGUAGACUGGAUUGUGGAGGUUUAAUAUAGUCACUGAAUAAUACCUACAUUACUAAUUCUCAGUCAUCCAUAAACAAUUGUUUCUUGAGUCACACAUUCUUUUAACACAAUACUCUACAUUAAUUGUGUUAUUUUAUUAUGAAUGUUGGAGAGUGAUUCUUGAUUUUGUUAUGCACUACAGCCCAAUGGAACACUCAACGAAGUAAUGUAUGUUUAGUGUAUGCUGCUGCAUGAAAUUGAGAGCGUCAUGUGUUUGUAUUUAUUGGUUGACGUGUCCCUGUAAAAUAAUAAUGGUUGUUCAUGGUUAAAUAAAUGAUGCAUUGCUGCCUCCACAAGGGUUUCA